This is a messenger RNA of Cuculus canorus (common cuckoo), 6025 nucleotides long. RefSeq names its product choline O-acetyltransferase (gene CHAT). The transcript has 16 exons. The record is from RefSeq and is a predicted model, not a curated record. Gene Ontology annotation, biological process: acetylcholine biosynthetic process; neuromuscular synaptic transmission. NCBI's taxonomy places the organism in Eukaryota, Metazoa, Chordata, Aves, Cuculiformes, Cuculidae. Bases 389 to 2311 code for a protein of 640 amino acids. Gene Ontology annotation, cellular component: cytoplasm; neuron projection. Gene Ontology annotation, molecular function: choline O-acetyltransferase activity.
CGGCGGGGCGGAGCCAGGCGGCGGCGGGGACGAGGCGCGCUCCGCACGGCCCCGCGCAGAGGGGACUCGGCGGCGGUACCUUGGACAGCGCCCGGCGAGCAGGGCAAAGCAAGCGAACCCAAAAACCUGUGAUCCAUCAAGAUCUGUCUGGACACACAGAACUUACUUUGCUUUAGCUGUAUGACUGCAAUUGAAGGAUGACUGCUUGGUGUCAAGCAGAAGAAAUAUGUAUGUAGCUUAUUUUUAUACAGAAAAGGAAUAAGAGGCAUCCUCAGAAAAACAGGAUAAGUGCAAUACCAGAGAGCCAACUGAGGCGUGAGGCUCCAUAAGUGCCCCCAAGUGGCUUCAAUUUCUCUCCUCAACAACAGAUACCCAAAGAAAUGCAGGAAUGCCUGUCCUAGAAAAAAACAUGCAGACAAAAGAGAAAGAUACAUGCAAUAAAGAUGAGACGGCAGUGCCAAAACUUCCAGUCCCACCACUGCAACAGACCUUGCGCAUGUACCUACGGUGCAUGAAACACUUGGUGCCAGAGGAGCAAUUUAGAAAGACCCAGGCCAUUGUGGAGCAGUUUGGACUUGCAGGAGGCCUGGGGGAAACCUUGCAGCAAAUCCUUGAGGAAAGAAGGGAGAAGACAACAAACUGGGUGUUUAACUACUGGCUGGAUGACAUGUACCUCAACAACCGGCUAGCUCUUCCAGUCAAUUCCAGCCCAGCAAUUAUCUUUGCUCGUCAGUAUUUCAAGGAUGUAAAUGACCAGCUGAGGUUUGCUGCCAAUCUCAUUUCAGGAGUGCAAGACUAUAAAGCUCUACUGGACAUCCAUGCUUUACCUGUUGAUUUUGCUCGUGGACAGCUGUCUGGUCAUCCUCUCUGUAUGAAGCAAUACUAUGGACUCUUUUCUUCCUAUCGCCUUCCAGGACAUACCAAAGAUACCCUUGUGGCGCAGAAAAGCAGCGUAAUGCCCGAACCAGAGCACAUCAUUGUUGCUUGUAACAACCAGUUUUUUGUUUUGGAUGUUGUCAUUAAUUUCCGUCGUCUCAGUGAGGGAGAUCUUUUCACUCAGUUACGAAAGAUAGCCAAAAUGGCAGAGAAUGAAGAGGAAAUGCUGCCUCCAAUUGGCCUGCUGACAACAGAUGGAAGAACAGAGUGGGCAGAGGCCAGGACGAUCCUUAUGAAAGACUCCACUAACCGCGACUCUCUUGACAUGAUCGAACGAUGCAUAUGCCUGGUGUGCCUGGACAGCCCAAGCGGGGUGGAACUCAAUGAUACAAACAUGGCCUUGCAGCUGCUGCAUGGGGGAGGCUACCAUAAAAACGGGGCCAACCGCUGGUAUGACAAACCUAUGCAGUUUGUGGUUGGAAGAGAUGGAGUCUGUGGUACCGUGUGUGAACAUUCCCCUUUUGAUGGCAUCGUACUGGUGCAGUGCACGGAACACUUGCUGAAGCACAUGAAAGACAGCUCCAAGAAAUUAGUCCGAGCUGAUUCAGUGAGUGAGCUUCCCGCUCCACGGAGACUAAGAUGGAAAUGUUCCCCUGAAAUUCAGGCACAUUUGGCAUCAUCAGCAGAAAAACUCCAAAGGAUAGUAAAAAAUCUGGACUUUAUUGCAUACAAGUUUGAGAACUAUGGGAAGGAAUUUAUUAAGAAACAAAAGAUUAGUCCAGAUGCCUACAUUCAAGUAGCACUUCAGCUGGCAUUUUACAGAUGCCAUGGGAGGCUUGUCCCUACCUAUGAAAGUGCUUCCAUACGCCGAUUUGAUGAGGGCAGAGUAGACAACAUUAGGUCUGCUACCUCAGAAGCAUUUGCUUUUGUAAAAGCAAUGAUUGAUGACAAGACAGCUGUACCGGAUUCUGAGAAGAUGCAGAGACUUAAGGAUGCAAUUGCAGCUCAGACUAAUUACACUGUUCUGGCUAUUACUGGAAUGGCAAUAGACAAUCACCUGCUAGGGCUCAGAGAGGUGGCAAGGGAACACUUCAAGGAACUGCCAGAGAUAUUUACGGAUGAGACUUAUUUGACAAGCAACCGAUUCAUCCUCUCAACCAGCCAGGUCCCAACUACAAUGGAAAUGUUCUGCUGCUAUGGACCUGUGGUGCCCAACGGUUAUGGGGCAUGUUACAACCCUCAGCCAGAACACAUCUUAUUCUGCAUCUCGAGCUUUAAAGACUGUAAAGAAACCUCUUCAGACACGUUUGCAACAGCUGUGGAAGAAAGCCUUCUAGAAAUGAGAGAUCUGUGCAGCAAAUGCAGCUCUACUAUGGCAAAGCCCCUUGCUACACAAGCAGCAGCCACCCAGCCCCAGAGCGACCGCAAACUCUAAGAGGCUGUGGGAACUAUUCCCCUGAAUCCACCUGUUGAAGAAACAACGACAUAGCUGUUCAAAGGCGAGAUAGUACUAGUAAUAUAUUAGCAUAGAAUCAAAAUGUCAUUUGUUUUACAGUGUCGCUAAUAUUUAAAACCCUGUAAGUACUAAAUCUACGAUUUCUUGCUUGAGAAUCAGUAAAAAAGGUUUGGUCCUACUGACUGAAAUUAAGGGGGAAGUAAUAGAAGUAUGUGUUGUGCCACUAUUUCUAACCAUUAUUAACUUAUGCCAUUUAAUCAUCUAAAAAGAAUGAGUAAGUUUAUAUAUGACAUGAAUUAAAUAACAAGAGACACCAAUUAACUAAUACCCCCUGCAAGUAGCUCCAAAAUAUUCACAUCUAUUCCUGAGAGGUUUGCAUGUAAAGAGAUAUAAAAGGCAUUUCCCUUAUUGGGAAUGUUGAGCAUAACAUUGUAAAUAAUACACUGAUGCCAUUAGAUCUUGAAAAUGUGCAUGAGGAGUAUUUAAUACCACCAAGCUGUCUCCUACAAAAGAAAAGCAGAUUAUUUCUAAGAGUGGCUGCUUCAUAUUUCUACAGACUUUAGGAAGAUUAUAUUAGUGUUUGCAUGUUCUCCCAAUUCAAAAACGCUGCAGGAAUUAUUUAGCCUUUAUUCUGGUUUGCGGUGGCCUCAAGCACAGUCCCAUUCUGAAGGCAGCGUAUUGGAGUCAAGAUCCAUCAGAGCACUGGGAGAAUGUUGUCCGUAAUGAAUUGACUUCAUUAUCCCUCUCUAUCAAUGAGCAAAAUCCAGUCUGACAGAGAGGUAAAGCACAAAGCGUAAGUGCAAUUCAAUCCUACUUAAGGCCCUUUUUGUUUGCCCAGGAAUGAAUUUAAUCCCCAUCACUAGCAGGGGAGCACAUGCAACCACAAAAAAAAAUUAAAAAAAAAUAAAAAAAAUCAAGGAGCAAUAAAUAACUAGAAUGAAGAGGUGAACUUCCAAUCCAAGGAAGACCCUAAGCUACAGCUAUAAAUACCAGGCUAAGAGUACUGGUACUCAUAUCAGCUUUGCACCAUCCCACUUGGCAGGGAUUUAUAUUUUACAGUUUUUAAUAGUAGUGUAGGACAUCACAUGCUGCAAUAUACAGUAAAUUCAGUUGGGAAAAUAAUACAGUACCUGGAAAUUCCUAUCUUCUGUGUGUUAUCCUGAGGGUUUUCUCAUUAUCUCUUUCAUUCCCUACAAAUCCUUCCAAGGACUGAUAUUUUCAGUUUUACCUUCUCUCAAGCUGAAAUAUGUUGCUUUGCUUAAAGGUGUUCAGUCAUCGUUGUUAGAAUACAACUUACUCACUGACUAAAGACACUCAUUCCCUAAUUCCAGUGCAGAUCCUUUAGCCAUGGACUGCUUACUUGCCUCUGGGGAGGUGGAGACAUUGUAUCUUCCUUCAUAGACCAAACAAUCACACGCUUAAGCACACUCAAGGCUAAAACCAGGAGAAUAAUUUAUUACAAUAAACUAGAAAGUUGUAAUAAACUUAAAUAUGUUUCCAUCAGAGAACUCUAGGUACAGAGCCAGUAGGUUAUAUACCAAUUUGUAUAUAAUAUAAUCUUUGGUUUAAACCAAAGAUGAAAUCUAUUUUUGGAUUACGUACAUAAUAUUUUGGAACAAAACCUGCCCCAAAGCUAAAAUGUAAAAGGAAAAAUAAUAAAUUAGGAAAUGCGUUAGUUAAACCAAAUAUUCACAAACAUACUCUUCAAAUAUGACUUUUAAUUGUUCCUAUACUAUAAUUAUGAAAAUGACUUUGAAAUAUCCCCAGUAAUUUUGCUUUGUUCUGUCUCAUGUCACUACAAAGGCAUUCUGCAUUUUUAGCAUAAACGUAGCACUACAACCUCAAGAUUUUUUUCAUAGAAUUUUAUGUUAAAAAUUAUAUUUUAAGUGUACAAAAAUGUUGUAAAGUUACUUGAUUGUUUAUUAAUUUGCUUCUAAUGAAUUAUAUAAUUUUAUUUUGCAUUCCUAGUUCCCCAAGUAUGAUAUUUAUUUGCAAAUAUUACCUGUGUUUUCAUUUUACUUUUUUUGGCUGGAAUUUUACCAGCAGCUCAGACAUUGUACUCAACCGGGAACUCGGGCAAAAGCUACAGCCACCCUUGAAAUUUUGUACCAAUUUAUCAUUAAGCACUCCUUACUAACGUUCAGCUGCCAGAGCAAUGUUUCGGAUUCUCCAACACUGGAAAAUACUGACAUCACACUUUUACUUGAGGAAGAAACCACUGACCACCCAUGCUUUCAAUUUAUUUAGCCAUGCAUUCCAUCCUCAUAUCUUGGAUACUUAUCAAUCUGGCUUUAGUAUUCAGAUGUACUAUGAGCAGCAUCAAAUCACUCAGUCCCUCCGGAGGAAGGCAUUGCGUACACGCCUAUCUUUACCCACGCUAAAAGUCCUAUCUGCAAGUACCUGCCUUUCUUCAAGAAACUUCACAAUCAGGUCAGAUACGUUCAAAAUGGAGAGUCCCGAUUAAAUUACAGAUGGAUAAAAUUCCCAGCACAGGGCAUUACGAACAUCUCAGUUUGGCAGCAGGAGUUUCACAAGGGACUGUGUUGCUUCUCAGUUAACAGAAUCCUCUACAUCUCUGUGGUUUGAUCCCAUGCUGCAGCUGCAUCUAUUAAGGAUUUCAGGAAAUAGGUAGUUUUCUUAGGUACUUAUUUAAAAUUAUUUAUAUUAUAAGAAUGAAGUUUUCCUCUGAGAGAAUACACAGUCUGUGCACGUGCACUUAUGGAAAUCAAAUGUGAAGCUUUAAAAAUUUUCCCACCAGAAAACCAUGGAACAGAGUGUUCAUUAUAAAGACAGAAAAAUCUUGACUGACAAAGUGUAAUUACAUGAUUUAAUGACACCUCUUGGUGGGACCAAGGAGGUACUACCCCCCUGCAAGAGAACGUGAAGGUGGAGAUUGGAUUCCCCCUCUCCCUCAGUGUACACCCACAGACAUACAGUACUGGGACGCGGAAAUGAAAUAGCCAAAUGUUGUGAACUUCUACAUCCAGUGAACAAGUGUGAAAGAAACAGUACUAGAACAGAGGGGUUGUUUAGGUGUAUGAGGACCCUGCUCUGCUCCUCAAGCCCCUGUGCCACCCGUGCCGAACCAGACAGGGCUGCGACCCACAGCAGAGCUCCUUCGGUGCAUGGGCUGCGGAAGACAUAGAAAUAUUUUAGUGAUACUUUUAUUUUUAUAAUAUAGUAUAGAUUUAUGACAGAUGUAAAUGUGUGUUUAUAGCAAUUUUUUGUUUCUGUUACGCUUUGUGCUCUACUGAGAUGUAUUUAUCCCUCUAUAUUGAUAUAUAUGACCUGAAGUGUACACCAGUACCGCCAGUUCUGCUUAUUGAAAGACGGAGCCCUGCACCGCAAAUAAAAGCUACUAGAGGAUGGAUCUUGUUGCCUCUCUGUGCCAGGCACCCCAAACACCCCAGGGAAACACCCAUCUUUUAAAUUCACUAAAAUAAGCUUGUAGAAGGUCCAACACAAAAAAGCUGAAACUAACCCUAUAGUUUGGAAGACAAGAGUGGGAGGGGAGUGACAAAAAGAUGGUUACAGAACAUAUUCUAACCUGUCACAGUGAGACAAGGCUCAGCUCUAUCACUCCGCUCAGUACAAGCGGACACACAUUCAAAUAGAGAUGUUUUUCUUACCCUUGGUGAGAAAACAGUGCGCAAGAGUGAUCAGUGAGUUAACAUCGUUUCUUGUGAAACUGAA